Molecule: messenger RNA, 1544 nt
Organism: Scomber scombrus (Atlantic mackerel)
Lineage: Eukaryota; Metazoa; Chordata; Actinopteri; Scombriformes; Scombridae
Gene: c2h4orf33
Product: chromosome 2 C4orf33 homolog
Exons: 6
Coding region: 332-922 (196 amino acids)
Source: RefSeq, a predicted model, not a curated record
GAAGCUUCAAUCGGAUAUAUUUUGAAGGCUGGCUUAAUUCAAACUAUCCUUUUUUCCCCCCUUAAUUUUCAUUUUGAUUUAUGAACGACUUUUUCAAGUGGAAAGAGAUUGUGCUUUUACCAAGUAGAGUCUGGUUUGUUAGAAAGUAGGAAACGUAUUUGUUCAGUUCCUCUUGGUUUAGCUGGUUAUAUUACAUUUGCUUAUAAAUAAAAUUAGAUUUUAGGUAUGUUUCUGACAUUUUGUGCUGCAAAAUAGUGUCUACUUAGUCAUUUGUUUCUGUAAAUCCAAAAUUGGAGUCGGGACUAAUCACAAAGUACUCCCUCGUGCGCAAAUGCAGUUUGAGAUCCAGCACACCUGGGAUAGCAACCCUGUGAAUCAUGACCCCAUCAGGAUUGUUUUCUCUCCCAGUGAAUGGGGGCUAAAGAUGCAGGUGUUUGGUCCCUUCUUUAAUGACCCAGCAGCUCCUCCAGGGCCCCCCGGCCAGCCUUUCCCUGGACUCUGGGAUUAUGAAGUUGUGGAGUCCUUUUUCCUUGACAGCACUACUGAAAAUUACCUUGAGGUGGAGGUUUGUCCACAUGGACAGCACCUGAUACUACUGCUGUCAGGGGUCGGCCAAGCAUUCCAGCAACAACUGCCCAUGGUGUUUGGUGCCACAAUCACAGAGGGCAGGUGGAUGGGUGAAGCUACAAUCCCCUGGUCAUACUUCCCUCCCAAUGUCAACAAGAUGAACUCUUACGCCAUCCACGGCUCUGGCGAGAUGCGUACAUAUGAGGCUCUCUACCCCAUCCCAAAAGAGGAGCUAGUGGAAGGGCAAAAACCCAACUUCCACCGCCUGGAGUAUUUCCAAAAUUUCCGCCUGCAAAGCAUCAUGGGAGAAGGUUGGGUCCAACCUGAGUCUGAUUUGUGGAAGGGAAAGCCUUGAGCUUUUCAAAAAAACACCCCCUUUUUGUCACACACACACACACACACACACACACACACACACACACACCAUGGCUGCAGGGUUAUAGUACAAACACUCACUGACAGGGAACAAAGGGCAAUCAAUCUUUAUUAGUUAAUGAUGUGAAAUGAUAUGACAAGAAAUAUGUUAUCAGCUUGUCAGAGCGCAUUAGCGUUCACACACAUCCGUGGAAGCACGCAGACACACACGAACACACAUCGCACGCACGAAUCAGGCGGUAUUGGACGUCGCCUGAAAUUGGCUCGGCAGCGUGUGACCUACAGUGGUUACACUGUGCAUGGUGGCAACGAAUGCUCACUUUGACAUUCAGCUCCUGUGUAGCCUGUUCAUUUCAGUUCAGUGAGAUAAACCACAGCAAGUUCUUGAUUAUUUGCCCUGACUGCUAAGACGCACACACACACACACACACACACACACACACACACACUUUUGGGGAGAUUACUUAGCCUUACAAUCAUUUUAGCCUUACAUUUAAGACUUUGGUGACCAAACAGGUUACCACCAAAAUUAUGUAAUAAUUUUUUUAAAUUAAAUUGUUUAAUUAAACUGUUAAAUUAUUGCCAAACUAUGAUCUCUGAUU